CAACUGAACACUGUUCAGCAAGCCAAAUUCCUCUACACUUCACGUGGCGGCCAUGAUACUUCGCCGGAACUCAUUUAUUUGCUCUGUUUCUCAAUGCAUGCAGCCGGCCACUUUCCAUUGUGAAACGCUGCCAAUCCGGUAAAGAUGCACAUCUUGUCAACGGUGGCCCGAUCCGUCACGUCACGAAGCCUAGCACGCGUCGAACAGAUUCAAUCAAACCAUGGAUCGUAUGUCCGGUUCUUCACGUGCUCCUGCUCCUUGUGUGGGGCAGAGGCGCCUCGUACAUCAGAAGAUAGCAUGCACCACUCCCGCUUGACGCUGCCUGGCAGUGGCCCCGUCAUCGUCGAGCACAGUAAGGGAGGAGCUAACCAAGCUGGAGCCUCUGACUCUCAGGCGGUAUCUCUUCAGCCACCGGAAAGACCAAAGGCCCCGUCAGCCUGGGGCUCCUUUGGUAGCAAGAUCGCCAAAGCCCGGCCAAUCCCAAAGGUCGUCAAGAAGGGCCCCGCGUCCACAGGAGGCAAAGCGCGCGCUUCUGGAUCGGUAUCAUCAUUAUCAAAUACGACAACAACAGCAUCGUCAACGCGAAAGGCCAAGAGCGCGAAACAGAACCCCUCACCACCGGCAUCGGCGCAAUGGGGCGCCUUUCACGCGCUACAAGUCCAAGGCCCCGCGCCGAACCCGAACCCGCUACCCAAGCCGAAGUUGCUGUCGAGACCGAGGGCUGGCGCACCGGCGCCACGUUGGAAGCGCAACUCGCUUACUGCGCAGGCGAGGGCUGGGAAAUGGGGCGGGUUUCAUCAGGAGCAGGGUGCGCCGGCUUCUGGGCACGUUAACGACGAGGGGCUGGUCGUGCACGGUGGACAUUGGUCGAACGUCGACUCUGUCGUUGAGGGAAAUCUGGAGCUGAGUCUGGAGACUUCUUUGUCAAAGGAUGUUGGCGACAAUUCAGAGGAGGUGGGGGCAAAAGAAGUGCCAUCCGAGGUUUUAACAGAACAAACUGUCUUGUCAAACCCACAACAUCGACAGAACGCGGCGUCUGUAUUAACCAGCAAACGGGGAAAAGCAAGGGCCAGAGCGGUUCCUAGAACCAGAUCUUGGAGAAAGGGCCCCAAGAGCGCCGUGGGAUCGGGAACUGGGAGCUGGGGAAACUUUUUCGAAGAUAUCGAGAGGAGCGAUCCUGAAAUCGCCAGGAUGACAGGCAGCAAAGAGGAAGCAGAUGCUCCGGCGCCGUCCCGUAGCAUCGCUGACGAUACCGCUUCAUCAUCCUCUUACGUUUCUUCUGAGCGGGACGCUACGGACGGUACUAAUGUACACCCCGAGCCAACACCUAAAUUUUAUGAGGAAAUUCUGCCUCUGACCUCAAGGCCCCACGAACCCAAUGCCUCAAAAGCCGAAGAUACCCCAGCUGCCGCCCCCCGCGCAGGACCCGAAUUCAUUACCCAGGCAGAGGCCGCCGCCCUCAUCGAUAGACUCUCGCACCAGAGGCGUAAGAGGAGGGUCCCGGUUAGGAAUGGACCCGGGCCCAGCCCUAGCGAAGCAGAGUCCGCAGACUCAUCAACGCAACUACAUCCACACCAACACCAGCCAGCGGUUCAAGAGGAUAUGACGAUAAUAUCCAGAGAGCAAGCGCUAUCUGUCCUGCUCCAGGAGCCUUUGAGAACGGUGCCUCGAGACGUCAAUGAGCAGAAGUAUUCUGCCAUUAAGGAAGGGCAAACAUGCCAUUCAGACAUCGUUUGCGCAGAGCAACGUCUCGCACAAGAGCGCUACACAAUGCAACGUCUCACAGAACAACGUCGUAUCAAGGAGGAUGUGAGAGAGCGUAGCGGAAUAGACUGGUACCCAGAAGGACGCCGCGUAAAAAAACGUCGCGCAGAGGAACGCCGCAUAAAAGAGCAAGAACGCCGCACAGAAGAGCGUCGUAUAAGAAAACUUCGCAGUGCAGAAAGGCGUGUGGAAGAACUCCACGAAGAAGAACGUCGCGCUCACGAAAAAGCACGUCAGGCAAGUGAACGUCGCGCUGCAGAAUUUCGCGUGCUAGAACGACGUAUAAAAGAACUUCGCGAAGGAGGGCUUGGCCCCAAAGAACGUCUCAAGAAAAAAUAUGCUAAUUUCCAGGCAAUGCAACAAAGUCGCCCUACUAAUAUAGCCAAGGAAGCCUUACGGGAUUUUGAUGAUAUCCUAAAAGAACUGUCUACGGAGACAGUUGAAUACCAUCACGAAGUGAAAUACAUCCGGAAUUGGCUCUACUGGCUGAGAGGACUUAUUUCAUAUCCGGAUGAAGGCCAUAAGGUACAAGGGUUUUGUGACCUCUGUGAGCGGGAGACUCAUAAAAUCACAAGACACCAUGUCAUUCCGAGAAGUCAACGUGAUCGCGACCGAUUCACUAUUGAAGAGAUGAACGAGUUGCUGGAACUUUGCCUUCCCUGCCACAUAAAUUUACACAGAGCCAUUCCAAACGAAAAGCUUGCUGUGGAAUUCAACUCUUUGGCGCGGAUUAUGACACAUCCUCGUAUUCAAUCCUGGUUGAUAUUCGCGAAAGCACAUUCUAUCAGGGACCUCCACGGUCUGAUGAGACUACCAGAUUCAGAUGGCAUACUUGAGCUGGAAGAGGAUGAGCACCGACUCCAUUUGCUCAGUGUUGAGAAACACGCCGCCCAGUUCGCAAGCCGGAGGCGCCAGGACAUUGUUGCUCUGCGCAACUUCCUGAAGCUUCGUAUUCCCUAUCCCGUUAAAAGAAGCGAACUAAGACAUGUGCUCACGAAUCAAAAAGAAGGAGAAAGCUGGAAAGGUCCUUUGCUCGAAAAGCUUUUCAACGACCGCUACGACCGCCGUGAUAUAGUUACCGAGGAAGGCUCUAAACGACGCAGAAGACGACACAGGCGAGUCGGCUCAUCAAGUGAAGUCUGAUCAGCAAUUGAAGCUCCGUUCAACUCCGCUGGUCUCCUCUUGGCUCAGCUUAGGUACAAGAUCCCUGGAUUUCUACCUACUUGCAGACACGCUCCCGUCGCCUAGUAUCAAGGGCGGCCUUAUAUCUACAGCCAAUCGACUUUAAAUUAUCCAUGCCAUUUGAGUCUGGAGUUUCACAUUGCUUUUGGUGCCCGUAGUUCUUCUGAGAGUUAGAAUUCGUGUCCGUCUCUGGUGUUGUGUUUCUGAAUGUGCUUCCAGUGAAGAAGGGAUCUGGAGAGCAGACAGCAGUGUUCCAUCAAACUGUUGAUACUGACGGCUUCAGCAAAAGAAGCAAAACAAAGUAGACAUACAACACCAGGUAUUCGCUGGUCGUCACCGACCCAACUACUAAUCCGGCCCUCAUUAGCUUGUCUAUGGGAGAGCAGACGG
Colletotrichum acutatum is the source of this 3336-nucleotide messenger RNA. RefSeq lists its product as uncharacterized. Lineage: Eukaryota; Fungi; Ascomycota; Sordariomycetes; Glomerellales; Glomerellaceae. Bases 145 to 2907 code for a protein of 920 amino acids. The transcript has 3 exons. The record is from RefSeq and is a predicted model, not a curated record.